Molecule: messenger RNA, 2332 nt
Organism: Amblyraja radiata (thorny skate)
Lineage: Eukaryota; Metazoa; Chordata; Chondrichthyes; Rajiformes; Rajidae
Gene: malt3
Product: MALT paracaspase 3
Exons: 16
Coding region: 30-2093 (687 amino acids)
Biological process (GO): proteolysis
Molecular function (GO): cysteine-type endopeptidase activity
Source: RefSeq, a predicted model, not a curated record
CCAUCUCUCCUCUCCUCUCCUCUCUCCCCAUGCCGUCUGGACACGGGCUCACACACAGCCCCCACUCCACAGGUAUUGUCAUCACAAAAGAACCCGAGUGUGCCUCUGUCCCGGCUGGCUGUCCUGUCACUCUUCAAUGCUCUGCCAUAGGGCCCACCGCACUACAGUACCAAUGGUUUGAAGGCAAGGAGGAGAUCACCGGGGCCACCCAGUCGGUGCUUGUCAUUGACGCUGAGAAGAGCGGAGUUUAUGUGUGCCGUGUGAAUGACGAACAAAACCAAUGUGUGUUCAGCAACUGGGCAAAGGUCAAAGUUCAUUUUGUCAAAUCUGGGCUACCUCAGAACUGGCAAGGAGAGCUGGUGAUUGGACUGCAGCCUGAACCCAGGAGGGUCAAAGUUGGUCAGAGAGCAUCGCUGAAGUGUGUUGCGUUUGGAAUCCCCGCUCCCUCAUACCAGUGGUACAAAAAUGGCAUGCAGUUACCUCAUCAAAACAAACGAGAAUUGACAAUAGCAGCGACGGAGAUGAGACAUCAUGGGUCGUACCUGUGUGCUGUCACCAAUAACAGAGGCCAGGAUUGCUGGAGCUCAGCAGCUGAUAUCAACGUUGUUGAAAAUAUUGGUGUCACAGUCUCGUUACCCUCGCUAAGAGUGAAGGGUUCGUGUGAAUGGAAGGCAGCUGGCAAGUCCACACCAGUCCGUUUGACCACAGCCACACAUCAAGAUGUCAGACUGAGCGCAACGGACAAGGUGGCGUUACUGAUUGGGAAUAUGAACUACGUCAACCAUCCCAGACUGGUGGCGACCAUGAUGGAUGUCUUUGAGCUGUCGAAUCUGCUGCAGCAACUGGACUUCCGGGUGGUUUCCCUGCUGGACUUGACGAAAGAGGAGAUGCAAAGUGCGGUGAAACAGUUCCUUCAACUCCUGGACAACGGUGUGUAUGCUCUCUUCUACUACGCUGGGCACGGCUACGAGAGCUCAGGGCGCAACUACAUGGUGCCGGUCAAUGCUCCCAACCCGUACAGGCCCGAGAGUUGCAUCAAUGUCCAGAAGAUCCUGUGCAGGAUGCAAGAGAAGAACACAGCCCUCAACGUGAUCCUACUGGAUAUGUGCAGGAAAUGGUAUAAUCAGGAAUACCUUCCCUCUGAUCUGCAGCCACUUGCUCCCACUGGGAAUAUUGUUUAUGGAUAUGCAACAUGUGAAGAUGCAGAAGCUUAUGAAGUGCAAGAUGGUGAACACAGUUCGGGCAUCUUCAUGAAGUAUCUUAAGAGGCAUAUUCUCAAGAAGGAAAAAGUCACCCAGAUUUUGGAGAAUGUGUCCGAGGACAUGGGGAAGGACCGGUUGAUUACUGGCAAGCAGGUGAUGGAGAUCAGACACACACUGAAGGAACGCCGCGCUCUGACAGACGAGGUCUGUGCUUCUGGAUACACGGCGCAACUCCAAGUGAGGAAUGAACGUUGGAGCCUGGCCAAUGAGCUGCCCGCGAGGAAGACCAUUCGCUUUCCCUGCGGAGUGGAGAUUGAGCUGAGCUGCAGUGCCGUUUUCUCAAAUGUGAUGACUAUCUAUGUCAACAUCAAAGCGAAACCUUCCCAGGUGUCCGAAUGCAAAGUGUCCCUGCAGAAACCAAAGGAGUUUUCAGAUAGCAUAUCAGACCUCGUUGGAGACUCAUCCCGAAUUGAUUCCCUGCUUUCCUCUCUCGAUGACAACCACCGGUCGGACACAACGUUGAAGCUGUGUGGCCUGCAUAGACUGAAGCAACCAUUGAUCCUACAGAUGACUCUUCGGUACCAAAGCUGUAAGGAAAAGCCAAAGUUGGAAGAAAUAGUAGACGUCAACUUGGGGCUCCCCCUGGUGGCACAGCUGGAGCUGUACAGGACAAUGGCGGCCACACGGGUUGAAGGGGCUAGUGGCAGCUACAACCAAGUCUCUAGUGUGGCAUCCACCAGCACAAUCACCAAGGAUGCAAGCCGGGCCUGUGGGCCACGAAAUCGGAAGGCGUCAAAUAAGCAAGAGGUCGUGCAUUCGGCACGCCAAGCAAGAAGAGCGAAUGAGCCAGAGGAAAAUGAUGAGAGGGAAAUAUCAAAGUGGAGUUCGUAGCACAAUCUCCUUGCAUUGGACUGAAGGAGCAGCUCCUAAGAGUAUAUUGAAUAUUAAAUAUUUGUAGUUAUGCAUUGGACUUUAACUUCUGGCAGAUACUUGCGAUACUGCACAUGGGGUUGCUGGCCAAUUCCUUGUCAGUUCUUGGGGUCUGCAAUUGGUGCUAGAAGUACCAUAUAAGCUUAGUCAGUCUAAGCUUUUAAUGCCCCAAUUUAUAUGAAGGUUCAUUUAGUUGCCAA